Messenger RNA from Xenopus laevis (African clawed frog), 1727 nucleotides. RefSeq names its product sarcoglycan epsilon S homeolog (gene sgce.S). The transcript has 13 exons. Bases 105 to 1529 code for a protein of 474 amino acids. Gene Ontology annotation, cellular component: cytoskeleton; sarcoglycan complex; sarcolemma. NCBI's taxonomy places the organism in Eukaryota, Metazoa, Chordata, Amphibia, Anura, Pipidae. The record is from RefSeq and is a predicted model, not a curated record.
GAGGGGAGAGGAAGAGGAGGGGAUGUUGCUGCUGCUGCUGUUGCCUGUGACAAGCAGGAGAGAAGAAGAAAAUACUGCGGCCACUGAUCAUCACUGUAUCUAAUAUGAGUCCGGCAGCUUUUAGCUCCAGCACCCUGCUGCUUACAGCUAUAUUGAUAAGCUGGGCUGAUGGCAAAAAUGAAUCAAUUUACUGGAGGGCUAAAGGGCACAACCGUCAUAUUAUCAGCAGAGUAAAUCUCGCUGACAGGAGCAAUGUGUACACUAUUGUGUCUAAGGUCCACUCUGACCGGAAUGUCUAUCCUUCUUCUGGAGUUCUGUUUGUCCAUGUGUUGGAGAGAGAGUACUACAAGGGGGAAUUCCCUCCUUAUCCAAAGCCUGGUGAGCUAAGUAACGACCCUAUAACAUUUAACACAAACUUAAUGGGUUACCCAGACAGACCAGGAUGGUUGCGUUACAUUCAGAGAACACCUUACAGCGAUGGAGUUCUGUACGGAUCACCAACAUUAGAAAGUGUGGGGAAACCCACUGUUAUAGAGAUAACGGCUUAUAAUAGGCGCACGUUUGAGACGGCAAGGCACAAUCUGGUCAUCAAUAUAAUGUCGGCUGAAGAUUUCCCGCUGCCAUAUCAGGCUGAAUUCUUUAUUAAAAAUAUGAAUGUGGAAGAAAUGCUGGCUAGUGAAGUGCUUGGAGAUUUUCUGGGAGCAGUAAAAAAUGUCUGGCAACCUGAUCGACUUAAUGCCAUCAAUAUUACAUCUGCGCUGGACCGAGGAGGGCGAGUUCCACUUCCUAUCAAUAACAUGAAAGAAGGAGUUUAUGUUAUGGUGGGAGCAGAUUCUCCUUUUUCAUCUUGUCUGAGAGAAGUGGAAAACCCCCAAAACCAGCUGAGGUGCAGCCAGGAGAUGGAACCUGCAAUAAGCUGCGAUAAGAAAUUCCGAGCCCAGUUUCAAAUAGACUGGUGCAAGAUUUCAUUGGUGGAUAAAAUGAAGGUAGUGUACAUUACGCAGGAAGUGAUACGUGGAGAUGGAAUAUUACCCGAUGUAGGAGAGUACAGUCCUCCCUCUGACACUCUGAGAAGCAGAGAUUAUUACUCGGACUUCCUUAUUACACUGGCGGUGCCCUCGGCGGUGGCUUUGGUGCUCUUAGCUAUUUUGGCCUAUAUUAUGUGCUGCCGGAGAGAAGGCAUGGAAAAGAGAAACAUGCAAACACCAGACAUCCAGCUAGUGCACCACAGUGCCAUUCAGAAAUCUACCAAGGAGCUGCGGGACAUGUCCAAGAAGAGGGAAAUUGCUUGGCCUCUGUCCACCCUGCCAGUGUUCCACCCAGUGACUGGGGAGAUGGUGCCUACAAUGCAAACAGACACUUAUGAUAACACCAACAUGCCCCUCAUGCAAACCCAACAGUCACUGCCACAUCAGACACAGAUACCACAGCAGCAAAAUGCAGGAGAAUUCCGUAUGACAACUUUUCAGAGAUUGGAGGUCAAUGGUAUCCCUGAGGAGCGGAAGCUGACGGAAGCAAUGAAUUUAUAAGUUGGAAGAAGGAACCAUAUUAUGGGGGGCAAAUCCUGCAGGAAUCCAGCAGUGCACUUCACUCGGCUCACCGACUUCUCCUUCCUAUUGCAGGAUUUUAUAUCAUUAUUUCAGGAUCUAUCACACUAUGAACUCUUUUUGUAUAAAGAUUUUUAGCAGGGAAAAGUUCACGUACAAAUCAAUAAAUGGCAAAUGGUG